Messenger RNA from Beauveria bassiana ARSEF 2860, 2109 nucleotides. Its product is annotated as FAD dependent oxidoreductase. The coding region runs from base 1 to 2109 and encodes 702 amino acids. The record is from RefSeq and is a predicted model, not a curated record. The transcript has a single exon. Gene Ontology annotation, cellular component: glycerol-3-phosphate dehydrogenase (FAD) complex; mitochondrion. Gene Ontology annotation, biological process: glycerol-3-phosphate metabolic process. NCBI's taxonomy places the organism in Eukaryota, Fungi, Ascomycota, Sordariomycetes, Hypocreales, Cordycipitaceae. Gene Ontology annotation, molecular function: glycerol-3-phosphate dehydrogenase (quinone) activity.
AUGUCGCGAGCUUUUACGAGAUUUCGCAAGCCGCUGAUAGGCUUCGCGGCUGUCGCCACCGCUGGCGGCAUCGUCUACGCCUCCCGACGACAAAAUAAGCACUCGUUCGACACGCCUCUCGUCUCGCUGCAGCGCGACGCAAACGGGCGCAUUGUACCGCCCACCUUUCCCAAGAUGAAGAGCCGCGCCGAGAACCUCGCCGAGCUUCGCCGCCACGGCCAGCCCGACAACACAGACGAGUACGACCUGUUAAUUAUUGGCGGCGGCGCGACGGGCACCGGCAUCGCGCUCGACGCCGUCACGCGCGGCCUCAAGGUGGCGCUGGUCGAACGCGACGACUUCUCGGCGGGCACCAGCUCCAAGAGCACCAAGCUCGUGCACGGCGGCGUGCGGUACCUGGAAAAGGCCGUCUGGAACCUCGACUACGCGCAGCUGCAGCUCGUCAUGGAGGCUCUGCGCGAGCGGCGCACCUUUCUCGACAUUGCCCCCCACCUGUCGCACUCGCUGCCCAUCCUGCUGCCGCUCGAGCACUGGUGGCAGGCGCCGUACAUGUGGAUCGGCACCAAGACGUAUGACAUGCUCGCGGGCGACCAGGGCCUCGAGAGCUCCUAUUACAUGAGCCGCGCAAAGGCGCUCGCCAAGCUGCCGAUGCUCAACCCGGACAAGCUGGUCGGCGCGCUCGUCUACUACGACGGCCAGCACAACGACUCGCGCAUGAAUGUCGCCCUCGCCAUGACGGCGUCGCUCCACGGCGCGACCGUGCUCAACCACGUCGAGGUCACGGGCCUGCAAAAGGACGCCGACGGCAAGAUCCGCGGCGCCACGGUCCGCGACGUCAUGGCGCAGGUCGACCCCGAGGCGGGCCUUGACGGCAAAGAGUUUGCCGUCCGCGCCAAGGGCGUCAUCAACGCGACGGGACCCUUUGCUGACGCGGUGGAGCGCAUGGACGACCCCUCGCGCAAGGCCAUGAUUGCGCCCGCGUCGGGCGCGCACAUCAUGCUGCCCGGCAGCUUGUGCCCCAGCGGCAUGGGCAUGCUGGACGCGGCCACGUCGGACGGCCGCGUCGUCUUUGUGCUGCCGUGGCAAAACUACACGCUGGCCGGCACCACGGAUAAUGCCUGCGAGAUUGAGCGCCAGCCCGUCGCCCGCGACGAGGACGUCGACUUUAUCCUCGGCGAGGUCAGCAAGCUCCUCAAGCCCGAGUCGACGCUCACACGCGCCGACGUGCUCGCCACCUGGUCCGGCAUCCGCCCGCUCGUCAAGGAUCCCAACGCCAAGAACACCGAGUCCCUCGUGCGCAGCCACCUCGUCACCGUGUCGCCCUCGAACCUGCUGACCUGCGCCGGCGGCAAGUGGACCACCUACCGCCAAAUGGCCGAGGAUGCCGUCGACGAGGCCAUCAAGACGUUUCACCUGACGCCCCGCGCCGACGCCACUCCCGCCGACAUUUCCGGCGCCGGAUUCCCCGCCGUCCAGAGCACCGGCGCCUGCGUGACCCGCAAGGUCGUUCUUGCCGGCUCCCACGGCUACUCGACGCGACUACCGGCUGAGCUCGCCGAGAGCCAAGCCCUCGACGCCGACAUUGCGCACCACCUGGCUACCAACUACGGCGACCGCGCCUGGGCCCUCCUCGCGACGACGACGCCGUCUUCACCGCCUACUCGCCUGUUGCCCGCGCACCCAUUCACCGACGCCGAGGUGCGGUACGGCGUGCGCGCCGAGGCUGCCUGCACGGCCGCCGACCUGAUUGCGCGGCGCACGCGCCUCGCCUUUCUCGACGUCGACAGCGCGCUGCUCGCGCUGCCCCAGGUGAUUGACAUUAUGGCGCAGGAGCUCGGCUGGAGCGCGGACCGCCAGACGCGCGAGUGGAGCGAGACGCUGCGCUUCCUCGAGUCCAUGGGCCUGCCGCAGGAUCAGCUGCACGUCAGCCGCGAGGAGGUGGUGGUGCGGUGCGCAGAGGCGGACAGGGCGCUGACGCACCGCAACAACAACAACGACAGCAACAACAAGCAAAAGCCGCUGGCAGUAAAUGGGAAGCUCGGCUUUGGCGUCAGCGGAGGCAGCGGCAGCGGCAGCGUCGUCGGCCAGAGAGAGACGAGCGAGCAGUAG